AUGGCCAGGUCUCCUGGUCCCCAGAGGCGGGGGCCGGCGCGGGGCCCAGUGCACCCCCACCCCAGCGCUCCGAAGCCCAAAAGUAACAAGGUGGAAAGUGCCCAGGGCCCUGUCCGCUCCCCCCUGGCGCUCAGCCCCGGCCCCGGGCCUCCGAGCCAGGGACAGCUUAUCGGGCAGUGUCCUCCUCCCGUGUCACUGCCCGCGCCUCCGCUGUCCGCUCCGCCCAGCCUCUCCCGCGCCCCCCGCACCCCGAGCCUGCGCCCACCACCCCCAGGCCCUCUCGAGGGGGCUGCAGGCCCCGGGCACCCCAGGGCUGGGUACCCCUCCCGCCGCCUGCUCUGCGGGACUCUGCCCGGGCCCAGCCCGUGCCCGGCGCCCAGCAGCCAGGUGUCCACGGUGUCCACCGUCCCCCUGGGGCUCACGAGGCAGCCCGAGGUGCCCGCCCAGCGUCUCCCUGCUCCCCGUGGCGCCAGGGGGCGAAAGAUGGGCUCGGGGGCUCCUGUGCUGUUCGUCGCCCCCUGGGCGGUGCUCAAGGGUCUGUUUGAGAACAUCCAGUGCUGGACCCGCAACGACCACAUGGGCGUCUGGUGGAUCGUGCGCGCCCCGGUCUUCAUGGCCAUCCUGAUCAACUUCUUCGUCUUCGUCCGCACCCUCCGCAUCCUGGUGGCCAAGCUGCGCGCGCGCCAGAUGCAGCACUCGGACUACAAGCUCCGGCUGGCCAAGUCCACACUGACCCUCAUCCCCCUGCUGGGGGUCCACGAGGUGGUGUUCGCCUUCGUGACGGAUGAGCACGCGCAGGGCGCCCUGCGCUCGGCCAAGCUCUUCUUCGACCUCUUCUUCAGCUCCUUCCAGGGCCUGCUGGUGGCAGUUCUGUACUGUUUCCUCAACAAGGAGGUGCAGUCGGAACUACUGCGGCGCUGGCACCGGCGGCGCCUGGGAUGGGUCCUGCGGGAGCAGCGCCCUGCCAGCCUCGUGGCCCCCGCCCAGGCCCCUGGCAAGAAGCUGCUGCUGUCAGGGGGUGACCAGAACCGCCCUUCAGAGACCUGCCGGGCCGGCUGCAGCCCCAGGCUGGCCGAGUGCCCCUUCUGAAGCCCCUGGCGCCCAGAGGCAGUGCACACUGUCCAGGACUGGACGCCUGAACCCAGAGUGCUGGGGGCACCCCUCCCCUGCCAGCCCGGGGGCGUGGGAGCGGCUCUGUGGGUGCAAUGUGUGUCCUCAAUAAAGA
Condylura cristata (star-nosed mole) is the source of this 1225-nucleotide messenger RNA. RefSeq names its product glucagon receptor (gene GCGR). The transcript is spliced from 7 exons. Lineage: Eukaryota; Metazoa; Chordata; Mammalia; Eulipotyphla; Talpidae. Gene Ontology annotation, biological process: adenylate cyclase-activating G protein-coupled receptor signaling pathway; cell surface receptor signaling pathway. The record is from RefSeq and is a predicted model, not a curated record. The coding region runs from base 1 to 1089 and encodes 362 amino acids. Gene Ontology annotation, molecular function: peptide hormone binding; glucagon receptor activity. Gene Ontology annotation, cellular component: plasma membrane.